CCCACACAGUGCAGUGAAUAAUAGCCGGUGCGGCCCCUCCCCUCUUUCCCUGGCAGUUGUGUAUCUGUCACAUUGAAGUUUGGGCUCCUGUGAGUCUGAGCCUCCCCCUGUGUCUCAUGUGAAGCUGCUGCUGCAGAAGGUGGAGUCGUUGCAUGAGGGUGGGGGGAGUCGCUGCUGUUUGAUCUGCCUCUGCUCCCCAUUCACACUCUCAUUUCAUUCCCACGGAUCCACAUUACAACUCGCCUUUAACCCUUUCCCUGGCGGAGCCCACGCGUCUUUCAUCCCUCCUGCCGCGGCCGCUGAGCGACCAGAGCGCGACAUUGUUGCGGCGGGGGAUUGGGCGACAUUGUUGCGAAUAAUCGGAGCUGCUGGGGGGGAACUGAUACAACGUUGCGACUGUAAAGGAAUUAACUCGGCCGAAUGGGAUUUUAUCUGUGUCGGUGAGAGAAGCGGAUCCCAGGAGCAUGGGGGCGUCUGUAGCGCUGACUUUUCUACUUCUUCUUGCAACUUUCCGCGCAGGCUCAGGACACGAUGAAGUGGAGACAAGAGAGUGCAUCUAUUACAAUGCCAACUGGGAACUGGAGAAGACCAACCAAAGUGGGGUGGAAAGCUGCGAAGGGGAAAAGGACAAGCGACUCCACUGUUACGCGUCUUGGAGGAACAAUUCGGGCUUCAUAGAGCUGGUGAAAAAAGGAUGCUGGCUGGAUGACUUCAACUGUUAUGACAGACAGGAAUGUAUUGCCAAGGAAGAAAACCCCCAAGUCUUUUUCUGCUGCUGCGAGGGAAACUACUGCAACAAGAAAUUUACUCAUUUGCCUGAAGUCGAAACAUUUGAUCCGAAGCCCCAGCCGUCAGCCUCCGUACUGAACAUUCUGAUCUAUUCCCUGCUUCCAAUUGUUGGUCUUUCCAUGGCAAUUCUCCUGGCGUUCUGGAUGUACCGUCAUAGAAAGCCUCCCUACGGGCAUGUAGAGAUUAAUGAGGACCCCGGUCUGCCUCCUCCAUCUCCUCUGGUCGGGCUGAAGCCGCUGCAGUUGCUGGAGAUAAAGGCGCGAGGCCGUUUCGGUUGCGUCUGGAAAGCUCGUCUGCUGAAUGAAUAUGUUGCAGUGAAAAUCUUCCCCGUGCAGGAUAAGCAGUCGUGGCAGUGUGAGAAAGAGAUCUUCACCACGCCGGGCAUGAAACAUGAAAACCUAUUGGAGUUCAUUGCCGCUGAGAAGAGGGGAAGCAACCUGGAGAUGGAGCUGUGGCUCAUCACUGCAUUUCAUGAUAAGGGUUCUCUGACGGACUACCUGAAAGGGAACUUGGUGAGCUGGAAUGAACUGUGUCACAUAACAGAAACAAUGGCUCGUGGGCUGGCCUACUUACAUGAAGAUGUGCCCCGCUGUAAAGGGGAAGGGCACAAACCUGCAAUCGCUCACAGAGAUUUUAAAAGUAAGAAUGUAUUGCUAAGAAACGACCUGACUGCGAUAUUAGCAGACUUCGGGCUGGCCGUACGAUUUGAGCCUGGAAAACCUCCGGGAGAUACACACGGGCAGGUUGGCACCAGGAGGUAUAUGGCUCCUGAGGUUCUAGAGGGAGCAAUUAACUUUCAGCGAGAUUCCUUUCUCAGGAUAGAUAUGUAUGCCAUGGGACUGGUACUCUGGGAAAUAGUAUCCCGAUGUACAGCAGCAGAUGGGCCAGUAGAUGAGUAUCUGCUCCCAUUCGAAGAAGAGAUUGGGCAACAUCCUUCCCUAGAGGAUCUGCAAGAAGUUGUCGUUCACAAGAAGAUACGCCCUGUAUUCAAAGACCACUGGCUGAAACACCCUGGUCUGGCCCAACUGUGCGUCACCAUUGAAGAAUGCUGGGACCAUGAUGCGGAAGCACGGCUUUCGGCAGGCUGCGUAGAGGAGCGUAUUUCCCAAAUCCGUAAAUCAGUGAACGGCACUACCUCGGACUGCCUUGUAUCCAUUGUUACAUCUGUCACCAAUGUGGACUUGCCGCCCAAAGAGUCCAGUAUCUGAGGUUUCUUUGGUCUUUCCAGACUCAGUGACUUUUAAAUAAAAAACUCACGAAUGCAGCUGCUAUUUUAUCUUGACUUUUUAAUAUUUUUUUUCUUGGAUUUUACUUGGAUCGGAUCAAUUUUACCAGCACGUCAUUCGAAAGUAUUAAAAAAAAAAACAAAAAAAAAAAGCAAAAACAGACAUCUCAGCAAGCAUUCAGGUGCCGACUUAUGAAUGCCAAUAGGUGCAGGAACUUCAGAACCUCAACAAACUCAUUUCUAGAGAAUGUUCUCCUGGUUUCCUUUAUCUCAGAAGAGGACCCAUAGGAAAACACCUAAGUCAAGCAAAUGCUGCAGAACUUUGUAGUACGCUGAAGACUGUUACACAGGAUACCCCUUCUGAAAACAAGGAUUUUAUCCCAACCACCAUAAUCACCCUCUUAGUUUAGAAAGUGUGUUCCAAAAAACACACCAAAAAAUCUGUUGUGUCUUUUUUUUUUUUUUAAACGGAUCUAACGGGUGUAACACGCAGAGGAAUUUGGAAGUGAAUGUUCUCAUUU
Xenopus laevis (African clawed frog) is the source of this 2535-nucleotide messenger RNA. RefSeq names its product activin A receptor type 2B L homeolog (gene acvr2b.L). The record is from RefSeq and is marked provisional. Gene Ontology annotation, biological process: cell communication; developmental process; cell surface receptor protein serine/threonine kinase signaling pathway. Gene Ontology annotation, cellular component: signaling receptor complex; plasma membrane; activin receptor complex. Gene Ontology annotation, molecular function: activin receptor activity; protein serine/threonine kinase activity; protein kinase activity. NCBI's taxonomy places the organism in Eukaryota, Metazoa, Chordata, Amphibia, Anura, Pipidae.